This is a messenger RNA of Pneumocystis jirovecii RU7, 2118 nucleotides long. RefSeq names its product glutamine-fructose-6-phosphate transaminase (isomerizing). Gene Ontology annotation, molecular function: carbohydrate derivative binding; L-glutamine:D-fructose-6-phosphate transaminase (isomerizing) activity. The record is from RefSeq and is a predicted model, not a curated record. The transcript has 11 exons. Gene Ontology annotation, biological process: protein N-linked glycosylation; fructose 6-phosphate metabolic process; UDP-N-acetylglucosamine metabolic process. Lineage: Eukaryota; Fungi; Ascomycota; Pneumocystomycetes; Pneumocystales; Pneumocystaceae. The coding region runs from base 64 to 2118 and encodes 684 amino acids.
UAUUUUUUGUUUUUUAGAAAAAAAAAUUAAAUCUGAACUAAUAAUAAUUUUAUAAUUGUCAAAAUGUGUGGAAUUUUUGGAUAUGUAAAUCAUGGUGUGAAGCGCGAACGAUCAUAUAUUCUUAAUGUUUUAUUAGAGGGCCUUUUAAAGUUGGAAUAUCGCGGUUAUGAUUCUGCAGGUCUUGUUGUUGAUGGUGACAAUAAGAAUGAGGUUCUUAUUUUUAAAGAAGUUGGUAAAGUUUCUGAACUUCGUAAACUUGUUCAAGAAGGAGUAUAUGAUAUUUCUAAAGUAUUUUCGUCUCAUUGUGGUAUAUCUCAUACUCGAUGGGCAACUCAUGGGCAGCCUUCUCGUUUAAACUGUCACCCUCAUAGAUCAGAUGAAAAAUAUGAGUUUAUGGCUGUUCAUAAUGGAAUUAUAACAAAUUUUAGAGAACUUAGACUGGUUUUGGAGAAGAAAGGAUAUGUUUUUGAGACGGAUACUGAUACUGAAUGUGCAGUUAAAUUGGCUAAAUAUGUUUAUGAUACAAAUAAGAAUAUAGAUUUCGUUACUUUGGCAAAAAUGGUGGUUAGUGAGCUUGAGGGUGCGUUUGCAUUUCUUAUCAAGAGUAUUCAUUUUCCGAAUGAAAUUAUUGCUACACGAAAAGGGUCUUCUCUUUUAAUUGGUGUUAAAAUGGAAAAAAAUAUUAAUACAGAAUAUGUAGACGUUGAGUUUUCAGAGAUUCAAGAAAUUAAUGAAUAUUCUUUAAUUUUUCUAUCUACUGAUAUUUUUAGUAUUGAUUUUAAAUAUAAUCAAAUUAAACGGUAUAUAAAUGAUGCAGAGUUUUUCCCUUCUGCUGAAUUUUUUAUUUCAUCUGAUCCAUCAUCGCUUGUUGAGCAUACUAAUCGUGUCCUUUAUUUAAAAGAUGAUGAUAUUGCUCACAUUAGUAAUGGAAAACUUCGCAUACAUCGUCUUCGCCGAGAAGAUGGCGAGCCCUUUGUUAGGUCUAUUCAGACUUUAGAAAUGGAACUAGCAAAUGUUAUGAAGGGGAAUUUCGAUCAUUAUAUGCAGAAAGAAAUAUUUGAGCAGCCUGAAUCGAUUGUAAAUACUAUGCGUGGUCGUAUAGAUUUUAAGAAAAAAACGGUUACUCUUGGAGGAUUGAAGGAGUAUUUAUCAAUAUUAAAAAAAUGUAGACGAAUGAUUUUUAUUGCCUGCGGUACAUCAUAUCAUUCUUGUAUAGCUACCCGUGCUUUAAUGGAAGAGUUAACAGAAAUUCCUGUAACUGUAGAAAUAGCUUCAGAUUUUCUUGAUCGACAGUGCUCUGUAUUCCGUGAUGAUAUUUGUGUUUUUGUUUCUCAAUCUGGUGAAACUGUAGAUUCUCUUUUAGCCCUUCGAUAUUGUUUAGAACAUGGAGCUUUAACUCUUGGUAUUGUUAAUGUUGUUGGUUCAUCUAUUUCAAGAGAAACACAUUGUGGUGUUCAUAUUAAUUGCGGUGCUGAAAUUGGUGUUGGUUCUACAAAGGCAUAUACUUCUCAAAUUGUUGUUAUGGUUUUAAUUGCUUUAUAUUUUUCCCAAGAUUCCCUUUCAAAAAGAAUGCGUCGUUUUGAAAUUAUAGAUGCUUUAUCUCAUCUUAGCGAUCAGAUUCGAGAAGUACUUUCAAUGGAUCUUCAGAUAAAGAAAUUAAGCCAAGAAACUCUUCUUGCACAUUCUUCUUUAUUGUUAGUUGGUCGAGGUUAUCAGCAUGCAACGGCUUUAGAAGGCGCAUUGAAAAUAAAAGAGAUAUCUUAUAUACAUUCAGAAGGUGUUCAAUCCGCUGAAUUAAAACAUGGUGUAUUAGCUUUAGUUGAUGAAAAUUUUCCAAUUAUUAUGCUUAUGACUAAAGAUAAGUUUUAUUCCAAAGUUCAAAGUGCUUUAUAUCAAGUGUUAUCUCGUAAAGGAAAACCUAUUGUUAUUCUUAAUAAGUCAGAUACAUCACUUAUAGAUAUGGAUAAUCGAAUUAUUCGUGUUCCAGAAACUGUUGACUGUUUGCAGGGUAUAUUAAAUAUCAUUCCACUUCAAUUAAUGUCUUAUUGGCUUGCUAUAUUUCGGGGGUAUGAUGUUGAUCAUCCUAGAAAUCUUGCAAAAUCAAUUACUGUUGAAUGA